AUGCAGACAGGAAUGGCUGGAAUGAGCCAGGAAAGUAAAGACGCUAUGUUAUCAGAAAGAUAUGUUGAAUUAACAGGAGCAAUUGGUGAAUCAAAAGGUGCUGCAGAAGCUAUGGCACAAGUGCAAUUAGAUAAUCUUGCAGGUGAUGUCACAUUGUUUAAAUCAGCAUUAGAAGGUGAGCUUAUAGAUGCAGCAAUUCAGAUAAUAAUGGCAUUGACAUUAGGUAUUGUCGAUUCAUUACCUAUAUUGAUAGAAAUGCUUCCAGAGAUCAUAAUCCAGAUUGUAGAUACGCUGAUUGAAAACGCCCCUAAGUUAAUAGAGGCCGCAUUAGUCGUAAUAAUAACAUUGGCAGAAGCGCUCAUGGAAAAUCUACCAAAAUUGAUAGGUGAGAUUCCAAAGAUAAUAUUUGCCAUUGUUGACAGUCUGAUCGAGCAUGCCCCAGAAUUGUUGAAAGCCGCUGUCGAAAUAGUUGGCGCUUUGGCAAUCGGUUUGAUCGAUGGCAUUGUAACAAUUGUAAACUGCGUCGCAGAAUGGUAUAAUAGUAUAUGGGAAGGGAUCACAGGAUGGUUCGAUAAUUUGAAAGAACUCGGAUCACAGGUUGUAAACAUGGUCGGAGAUGGAAUCAAAGGUGCAAUUUCAGGUGCACUUGAAUGGGGUAAAGACCUCGUACAAAAUUUCAUCGACGGUAUAAAACAGAAGUGGGAAGAUUUAAAAUCAACAGUUUCAGAUCUUGCCGGAUCCGUAAAAGAUUAUUUAGGAUUCUCAGAACCUAAAAAAGGACCAUUGAGUAACUUCCAUACAUAUGCACCAGAUAUGAUGCAAUUAUUCGCAGCAGGAAUUAAAGAGAAUGAAAAUCUUAUAACAGAUCAGAUUUCAAAGAGUUUCGAUUUUAGUGAUCAAAUGAUAAAUGUUGAUGCAAAAGCAAAUGUGACAGCAGGUGGAACGGAUGUCGAAUCUGCUGGUGGAAUAACACAGAACAUCACAAUCAAUGCACCAACAGAACUUGAUCCAAAUGAAGUUGCAAGACAAACAAGAAACGCAAGCAGAGACAUGUUGCUGGCGGCGAGAGGUAUAGCAUAA
Messenger RNA from Cylicocyclus nassatus, 1080 nucleotides. NCBI's taxonomy places the organism in Eukaryota, Metazoa, Nematoda, Chromadorea, Rhabditida, Strongylidae. The record is from the annotation of a GenBank genome assembly.